Syngnathoides biaculeatus (alligator pipefish) is the source of this 4607-nucleotide messenger RNA. It is a transcript of the gene dgkaa, whose product is annotated as diacylglycerol kinase, alpha a. The record is from RefSeq and is a predicted model, not a curated record. Gene Ontology annotation, biological process: intracellular signal transduction; diacylglycerol metabolic process; lipid phosphorylation. The transcript is spliced from 24 exons. The coding region runs from base 958 to 3129 and encodes 723 amino acids. Gene Ontology annotation, molecular function: calcium ion binding; ATP-dependent diacylglycerol kinase activity. Gene Ontology annotation, cellular component: plasma membrane. Lineage: Eukaryota; Metazoa; Chordata; Actinopteri; Syngnathiformes; Syngnathidae.
AAUCAUGCAAUUUUGUGGGCUGGUGGGGGGGGGGAGGUCGGGGAGCGUUUGUUGACAUUGUUGAGCAUUCUGAUUUCAUCUUGUUGGACUCAGCAGGUUGAAACCGUCCAUUUAGUACUCGUCGCCAUUAGGGUUGGAGGUGGCUGAAGUCCAUCCCAAGACUUUUGGCCUCUUGCGUCACGUGACUGGUUACCGGCAGAUCAAUUCAUUGCUCUUCCACUAGAUGGCAGAAGGUAAACUUAACCUGUGCAAAGCUGAUGUAUGUCCACCUGUUGCCAUUUUUACAACAGUUAUUUAUCAAUUAUUUUUUUCCCCCAGAAAACUUACGUCUGCAACAUUUUUGGGAGAGGGGAGGGGCGUUGUGACUUGAGAAUUUCCCAAGGUACCGUUUGUCCCUUUGGCCCAAGAAAGGUUCAACACACUGAUUUACAAUUUUCACCCCUGUGGUUCCGAAGCUCACCCCCCCUCCCCCCCUCAUCCCCGCUUUAAAAUUUUCCAUCUUGGGGCUUACUUAAUGAUGAAAAGUGUGCACGAUAGUUGAUGUUUUUGUCAGCAUUUUUAGGACAUAUGCACGGUAAAUAAGUUCCAACCGGACCAUGUCGUCAUGUUCGGCUCCAUUGGGCCAGUGUCGAGCAUGCAUGUGUGUGAAAUGUCCUGAAAUAAAGUUGCAACCUGACCUGACGUAGCAUGCAUGCACCCACCGGCUGUCUGUCUGUCUGUCUGUCUGUGAUGCAGCUGGAAAGGGAGGGAGGGUGCAGUCAGGAGAAUCCGAGGCGGCGCCUGCUUACUGGGCCACCCUCAGUCACUCUCAGCUCGGCACCGGUUCUGUGGCGGCGGUUUCCCUCUUCCUCCUCCUCCUCCUCCUCCUCCUCCCGGGAAAGUCAGCGGACACUUGGCGGCUCGGCAGCCCAUUAGACAGUUUCGCCUCGCCGCGUCUCGCGCCCGAGCUCACGCAGCAUGUCCGCCCCCGCCAGCAAAGAAGUGAAGGAGCUCAACCCCGUCGACUUCAUUCAGCUGCAGCAGUACAUUGAAUAUUGCAGCCUGAAAGUGAAAGACGUGCUGCGGGAAUUUGACGCUGAUGGCCGCCUGUCCCGGCACAGACACGGAGAGUGCAUCGACGAAGAAGGCUUCCGUCUCUUCCUGAAAACGUACCUGGAAGUGGACGACUUCCCAGCCGAUCUGUGCCAGCGACUCUUCCGCUCUUUCCAAAACUCCGAACCUGCUCAGGAAGACAACGGCAAGGAGGUCUUUCUAAAGGAUGUUUCGUGUUACUUCUCACUCUUGGAGGAUGGUCUGCCUCGGGACAAGCUGGAGUUUGCUUUCAAGCUCUACGACAGAGACGGCAACGGCGUCCUGGACAGCUCGGAAGUGGAUAGAAUUAUCGCUCAGAUGAUGCACGCUGCUGAGUACUUGGGAUGGGACGUGUCAGAGCUCAGGCCGGUUCUCAAGGACAUGAUGACAGCGAUAGAUGCUGACAGCAGCGGUACGGUUUCUCUGGAGGAGUGGGUGGAAGGAGGCAUGAACAACGUCCCCCUGCUCGUCCUGCUCGGCCUGAAGAUGACCCAGACAGACGGGCAGCACCUGUGGAGAAUGAAACAUUUCAGCAAGCCAGUUUACUGCAACGUGUGCCACUGCAUGCUGCUGGGCCUCAGGAAGCAAGGCUUGUGCUGCACCUGCUGCAAGUACACGGUCCACGGACGCUGCGCCAACAGGAACCCAGCCCCCUGCGCCAGAACCUAUGUGAAGUCCAAGAAAGAAACAGGGGUCUCAGCGCACGACUGGGUGAGUGGGAACUGUGAAUCGAGGAAGUGUGACAAGUGCCAGAAGAAGAUCAAGAGUUUGCAUGGUCUUACGGGCAAACACUGCGUGUGGUGCCACUCCAUGCGCCACGACGCGUGCGCAAACGAAGAACCGAGCGAGUGCACGUGCGGCCCACUCCGAGACCACAUCCUGCCCCCGUGGGCCGUCUAUCCCGUCAUCAAGGAGCGAUCGAACAGCUGCUCUGCUGACGACGCUGAGCUCAACACAACUCCCGACGGACAAAUCCUUGAGAUCAGCCCUGUGCCCAAUACCCACCCUCUUCUCGUUUUUGUCAAUCCCAAAAGUGGCGGCAAGCAGGGGGAAAGGGUCUUGCGUAAGUUUCAGUACUUGCUCAACCCUCGGCAGGUGUACAACCUUUCCAAUGGUGGACCAAGCGCAGGCCUGAGUUUCUUCAGAAACCUUCAGGAAUACCGGAUCCUGGUAUGUGGCGGAGACGGCACUGUCGGCUGGAUUCUGGACGCCAUCGACAAAGCCGGUCUGCUGGUGCGGCCGCCGGUCGCCGUACUUCCGCUGGGGACAGGAAAUGACCUCGCGCGAUGCCUGCGGUGGGGAGGAGGAUACGACGGUGAGGACCUGAAUAGGAUCCUGAAGGACAUCGAGGGGAGCUCUCAGGUUCUGAUGGACCGCUGGAGCGUGCAGGUCAUCACGGAGGAGGGUGAAGAGAAGGGCGACCCUGUGCCAUAUGAAAUCAUCAAUAAUUACUUCUCCAUCGGAGUGGACGCCUCCAUCGCACACCGCUUUCACACCAUGAGGGAGAAACAUCCUCAGAAAUUUAACAGCAGGAUGAAGAACAAGCUGUGGUAUUUUGAAUUUGCCACCUCAGAGACCAUCUCGGCCUCCUGCAAGAAACUGAACGAAAGUUUAUCGAUUGAGUGUUGUGGCACUCCUCUGGAUCUCAGCAGCUUGUCCCUGGAGGGUAUUGCUGUCCUAAACAUUCCCAGCAUGCACGGCGGCUCCAAUCUCUGGGGGGAGACCAAAAAGGGGCUGACUGCUCAGGACGAGCCUGACGUGAUCUUGGACCCAGAAAUCCUCAAAGCGACCGGCCAAGAUCUGAGCGACCGUAGACUGGAGGUGGUCGGUUUGGAGGGCGCCAUGGAGAUGGGCCAAAUUUACACGGGCCUGAAGAGCGCCGUGAGGCUGGCGAAGACAGCGCAGCUCACCAUCAGGACCAAGAAAGCGUUGCCGAUGCAGAUCGACGGAGAGCCGUGGAUGCAGCCGCCCUGCACGAUUCACAUCACACACAAGAACCAAGCUAGUAUGCUGAUGGCUCCUCAGGCCAAAGCAUCGGGGUUCUUCAACUACAAAUAAAAGCAGACGCCGUGUCUCCAGGCACGAUACUGAAGUGAAAAAAUAUUUAUAUAAAACCUACAGAAAUGGAAAAUGGAAAUUCCAUAGCCACAUUUUCUUUUUUUUGUUGAAAUAACAAAAACAAUUAAAUAAGACUGAUAAUGCCUUAUCAGGGGGGAAGAAAAUGGCUGAUGAUCCCAGCAAAUUUAUUGCCUUUUCAAAAUUGGAAUAUUCUAAUGAUAAAUUAUUUUUUUGUUUGCUGUUUAUAUGUUGCUUUUUUUAUUCCAAAUUUCCAAAAAAGUCAACAAAUACUGUAAAAGUGGAAUUUCAAUUUUCCCACCGUCAACGACUCUUUUCAAUAAUGAUUACACUUUGGCGCCUGGAUUGCUGCACUCCACGUACAGUACUUGAUUAUUGUAUAGAAUCAACUGACAUGUCUUAGUCUAUAACGUCACGCUGUGUAGAUUAAUUGCAUUGUGAGAUUUAAAGAUAAAUGAAACUCUUAUUCAAUACAGUCAACGCCUCGAAUGCUUCAGGUAAACGCUGCUGUGGAAGUACUUGACGUAAAAUGUGCUUCAGGAAGGACGGCGAGUGCCUUUUCGACUGCUUCUGCCUAAAUUGAUUAGACACACUGGGAACUUUGCAAACGUGAUUGUUGUGUUUGUGGCUCUAAAGCUAUCUUACAAUAAUAAUAUGAUCAUAACAAAUUCCGAGAGGACCAUGAGCUAAAGAUUGAAUGUGGCCGAAAGAAUUUCAUACAUUUAAGAGAUAGUGUGUAUGUGUUUGUGUGCGAUGUCUCUUGCUAGAGGGACGUAGCCCUCAAAUAUCAGCUAGAAAUGAAAUUGUUCAGGUUUAAACGAGUGUUUGUGUGUCACUAAUGUACUCCUGUAUGAAAAUGUUUACGUCACAAUGUGAAAUAUCGACGAAGUCAUGUCAUUUCAGCAUACCAAGAGGAUGUUGAGACAGCAGUAGGCCUGAAACAAUACAGUAGAAUGUGCAAUGACAUUUCAUUUAAAAAAAAAAGUCUGGUGUUCACUUUUCUCUCAAAAGAGGGCGCCAUAUACUUUUGUGUUAAAAUUAUAUUACGACCGUCUAACUCUUUUUAAAUUAUUAAUGUUGUCCUUUCCCUGAUUUGCUUUGAGAGAAUAAGGAUUAAGUCAUAUAAUAUAAAUAAAUAAAUACUGCUGUUGUUACUGUCACCGUUGUUGUUUUUUCCUGUCAACUAUAGGCAAUGCAUUGUGCAUUUUUAUACCUGAGGAUUUUGUUCAGAAUGUAUAUUCUCACAAACCAAAAACGAAAAAUUACUUCCUUGAAAAGUGUUUUUAAGAUUAGAUCGACAAUUUUGGAGCAUCAAAAACUGAGGGUUUUAAAUCUGAAAGACAAAUGAAGUAAGAAAUCAUCACAAAAUGACUUAUAGCAAUUUUUUUUAGAUGUGAGGAGUCAAUAGGCAAACGGUUUUUUUUGGGGGGGGCAGAUGUCAGAACAUUGUUAUAGGCAGA